AGGUUCUAGAGUACCCAAAUUCAGUACAUGAAUAACAUUAAACUUUCUCAUUAUUAUCCAUUGUUAUACAUUGAAGCAUAACAAAGAGAGGAAGGAAGAAAACGUUUAGAACAAUUUAAAAGAAACAAUUUCGGUAUUUUAUAUUAGUGUAUAUCUGCGGUAAAAACUGAAGAAAAAUCGUAAGGAAAAGAAAUAAAUUUUGGGUGAAAUUUAAACGAUAAAAACAGAACUUUUUUGUUGAAAAGUUAAUAUUAAUAAAAGAAUAGAAAUAAAAAGAAAAGAAAAAGUACAAGAACACAAAAUGUCUGAAGAGGAUAAGACAACGUUUGUAAGAUACACAUUCGGUGAUACCGAAUUUGUUGUUCCGAAACGAUACAUUGAGUUAAGUGCAAGAGGAACUGGCGCUCAAGGCAUGGUUGUUGCUGCUUACGAUACUGUAACUCAACAAAAUGUGGCAAUUAAAAAAUUAUCAAGACCAUUCCAAAAUGUCACACAUGCCAAACGAGCCUACAGGGAGUUUAAGCUUAUGAAAUUAGUCAAUCAUAAAAAUAUCAUUGGUUUGUUAAAUGCGUUUACACCUCAGCGUACGCUAGAAGAAUUUCAAGAUGUUUAUCUCGUUAUGGAGCUUAUGGAUGCAAACUUAUGCCAAGUUAUACAAAUGGAUCUUGAUCAUGAACGCAUGUCCUAUUUGCUUUAUCAGAUGCUUUGCGGAAUCAAGCAUUUACACUCUGCAGGGAUAAUACAUAGAGACUUAAAGCCAUCAAACAUUGUGGUAAAGUCAGAUUGUACAUUGAAAAUUCUAGACUUUGGAUUGGCAAGAACAGCUGGAACAACCUUUAUGAUGACACCGUAUGUCGUAACAAGAUAUUAUCGUGCUCCUGAAGUGAUUCUCGGUAUGGGAUACAAAGAGAAUGUCGAUAUAUGGUCAGUGGGCUGUAUUAUGGGCGAAAUGAUACGAGGAGGAGUUCUUUUUCCCGGCACAGAUCAUAUAGAUCAAUGGAAUAAAAUUAUUGAACAACUUGGAACUCCAUCACAGUCAUUUAUGCAGCGACUUCAACCGACAGUAAGAAACUAUGUAGAGAAUCGACCGCGUUAUCAAGGCUACUCGUUUGAUCGACUUUUUCCCGAUGUACUUUUCCCGAGCGAUUCUAGUGAGCAUAAUCGUUUACGGGCAUCACAAGCUCGGGAUUUAUUAAGUAAGAUGUUAGUUGUUGAUCCUGAACAUCGUAUAUCUGUUGAUCAGGCAUUAUUGCAUAGUUACAUUUAUGUUUGGUACGAUGAGAGUGAAGUAAAUGCGCCUGCACCUGGUCCGUAUGAUCAUAGCGUAGAUGAACGUGAGCAUACAGUAGAACAGUGGAAGGAGCUUAUUUACAAUGAAGUUGUCGAUUAUGAAGGACGUAAUCAUGGUGAAGAAGGGCCGCGGUAGAAAUCAGUAGCGUACUCGUACGCUCAACAACCAAAUAUUAGAUUUGUUUAAAAGAAAUUAAUUGAAAGUGUGAAAAUCUGAAAUUUCCUUACGACAAAGAAAAUAUAUGCGAGUUAUCGAGUGAUAAAUACUUUUAUUAAUUUUGCAUAAAAGGAGUGACUAAUGUGACUUGUCCCUGACAUGAAAAAAAAAUAAAAAAAAACCAAAAAAAAAAAUUAAUGUGCAAAUAUGGAAAAAUGACAAUUAAUCAACAACAAAACAAAAAUUAUGAGUGAUAUCCCGAAUAAAAACAUAAAUUCUCAAAAAGUACAUACAACAAUGUGAAAUAAACUGUGAAAUCUGUCGUCGAAAAAAAAAAGAUGGAUUAAUAUUAUUUUUUCGUAGCGCUUUUGUGGCGAAUACAGCACAAGAUAAGAAAAUAAAAAUUUAUAAUAUACACAUUAAAAAGGUAAUGAUGAAAAGAUGACAAAGAGAAAAAAAGCGUUUUUGUCAUUGCGUGAUCCCCGUUCAAAGCACGUAAUGUUAGGGAGAAGACAUAAAAUAAAAAUAAAACUUUUUUUCUUCCAUAUUGUACAUAGCGAAAAACAAAAAAUUUAUUAAAUUAAAUGCAAUUUAAAGAGAGAAUCAAGGUGGAAAAUAUGCUAUAUUGGAGCGAAAAAAAAAAAAAUAUUAAGCAGCUAAAAGCUCUCAAAAAAUGAGCAAAAAAUAAGUAGUGAAAUCACAAUUAUUUAAUUAGCUUAUUCGUUCCACUUUCUCUAUUGUUCCACGUCCACGCUCCACAAUUAAAUUCGAAAAAUUUACGUGGAACUCUAAUAAAAAAAAAUUGUGAAGAGUAAAGGAAAAAAAUAAAUAUGAAUAUUUAAAUUAUUAAUUAUUGUAAUAUCUCUGAAAAAAAUUAGUAGUGGCAUGAUGAAGAAAUUUCAAGUCAGGCAUACAUAAAAAUACAUACAUUAAUACAUACAUACAUAGACAUUACAGCAAGAGAAAGGAAUAAGAAUUACGUUCUUUAUAAAAGAAUUAAUUGAGACUGUGCAAUAUGAUGAUAAAAAGUUGCUAAACUUUAUUAUGAUGAUGGAAUUUGAUUUGCUACAAAGGCUUUCCUUUUUAUCUUCUUGUUGCUACUAAUGAAAGUUCAAUAAGUUUAGUCUAAUAAUUGUAUUUUGUAAAGAAAAAGAUGUAUUUAUAGCUGGAUUAACUUAUUUCGAUGAGCUGUUUUUGGUGUAGUUUUUUUUUCACAGUAAAUUUUGCAGAUUUUAGGGAAAUAUUUAAAGUGUUCUGUAUUAAAAAUAUCCGAAAUUUCAUCUAAUAUGAAUCUGUCAACAAGAUUAAAUUACAAGUACAUCAAGCACUUCCUAAUUCAGCAAAAAUAGCACAUCAGUCAAAUGAGCACCAGGAAAUACAUUUGUAAAAUUGCUAUAAUAAACUCACAUUAUGCAUGACUAUUGCAUUAAAUAUUAUCUCAUGAAAAUUAAAUCAAUAAAAUGUAAUAAAAAUAUUGUUAUUGAAUUAAAGUUCAACAGCAUAAAGUAGUUUAGUUUCCUCGCUCCUGUCACUAGAAUGUGUCUACAUAAUUUAUAUUCUAUGUCAGAAAUGAAUUUCUCAUCUACUUUAAUCAUCAUCUAAAUCUAUGCAUUUACUUCUUUCUUUCAUCCAACCUUAACAAAGUAAACGAGG
Molecule: messenger RNA, 3100 nt
Organism: Chironomus riparius
Lineage: Eukaryota; Metazoa; Arthropoda; Insecta; Diptera; Chironomidae
Source: the annotation of a GenBank genome assembly